AUCAAUGCUUGUAGUUUUGCAUGCUGAUGGUAAUGAUGAUGAAGCACCAGAAAAAGAGAACAGUGAUAGCAAAGCUGGCAUUGGCCAAAUGGCAGAGAAUGGAUGUGAGUUCAAGCGCUAUGGCAGCCUCUCUCACCUGCGGCUCAAAUGACUCAGUGAAUGGACUCAAGUUUGGUAUGAAAAUAUACUUUGAGGAUGUGACUACUGCUGCUGGUGGUGGUGUUGGUGGGAGCUCUUCAAAGGGAUCAAGCUCGGUGACGGCGAAGAAGGGGAAGGGAGUGGUGCAAGGAGUGCAGCAGGCACCGAGGUGUCAAGUGGAAGGGUGCAAUGUGGAUCUUAGUGAUGUCAAGGCAUACUAUUCCAGGCAUAAGGUUUGUGCCAUUCAUUCUAAGUCCCCCAAAGUCAUUGUUGCUGGUUUGGAGCAGAGGUUUUGCCAACAAUGCAGUAGGUUCCACCAAUUAACUGAAUUCGAUCAAGUAAAACGAAGCUGCCGCAGACGCUUAGCAGGCCACAACGAGCGCCGGAGGAAGCCACCUCUUACAUCCUUAUCACCUCGCAUGGGACGAUUUUCUUCCUCAUUCUCAGAAGAUAACAAUAGAUACAGAGGAUCUAUGAUGGAUUUCAGUUAUGCUAGACAGACAGGCAGAAGCGGUGGCGGUAGCGGUGGCGGUGGCGGUGGCAGCAGAAAUGCAAUGCCUUUGUUGAGGCAAGGGGAGUUAAAUACUCUAGCCUGUGGCAUUGCGCCUCAUAGUUUCCAAUUCCAUCCAUAUAUGCAAAGUUCAACUGGGGAAACCUUAUUCUCCGGCCUAGGAAUAUCCUCUCCGGGAGUUUCGGACUCGAGCUGUGCUCUCUCUCUUCUGUCAAACACUCAACAAUGGAGCAGCAACAUUACUGCAAGAAACCGGCCUCUGAUCAUGAUGCCUCCUCCAAUGGUUCAACAAGAGCCAGUCAUGGCUACUAGUUGCUUUGUAUCAUCCAGUUCAUGGGACUUCAAAGACCAUGGAACCUAUGCAAGCUUAGAAGGACGGUCCAUGGAAAUGGUUAGCAGCCAUCGGUUCUCCGGCGAGCUCGAGCUUGCCUUGCAGGGCAAUGGUGCUGCUUUUGGUCAUUCAAAUGGUGCGAACCAUGACCGUCACCUUUAGAUCUCAUUCUUUGGAUCAUCUUGGCUGUUGUUUU
This is a messenger RNA of Dioscorea cayenensis subsp. rotundata (Guinea yam), 1176 nucleotides long. RefSeq names its product squamosa promoter-binding-like protein 14. The record is from RefSeq and is a predicted model, not a curated record. Gene Ontology annotation, molecular function: DNA binding. Bases 21 to 1142 code for a protein of 373 amino acids. Gene Ontology annotation, cellular component: nucleus. Lineage: Eukaryota; Viridiplantae; Streptophyta; Magnoliopsida; Dioscoreales; Dioscoreaceae. The transcript is spliced from 4 exons.